UCGCUUAAACUUUAAGCUGGUGCACUGACAACUCCUUACAGAGAGAGAGAGAGAGAUGAAGGUGAGUGUAGAAGGGGAGAAAGUGAUACUUGUACCUUACAUGAGAGAGCAUGUCCCUAAGUACCAUCAAUGGAUGCAAGAUCCUCUUCUCCUUCAAGCUACUGGUUCUGAACCCCUCACCCUUGAUCAAGAAUAUGAUAUGCAACUUUCUUGGACCCAAGACCCCUUAAAGCAGACCUUCAUCGUGUUGGACAAGGAACUAAUUGUUGGAAACUUUAUUCAUGGAGAACCUCAUGUUGAAGCCAUGGUUGGUGAUGUGAACAUAUACAUGAAUGACUUGGAUGAUCCCCAAAUGGCUGAAGUUGAGAUUAUGAUAGCUGAACCGAAAAGUCGUGGCAAAGGGCUUGGCAAAGAAUCUGUUCUCAUGAUGAUGACAUUUGCAGUUGAUAACUUCAAGAUACAUACCUUCCGCGCCAAAAUUGGAGAACUAAAUCAGGCCUCUCUGAGUCUAUUCAAAAAAUUGGGUUUCACGGAGACCUCUUACAGUGAAAUCUUCAACGAGAUGACCUUAGAGUUGCCAAUGACUGAGUCAAAGAUUUGUGAGCUGCAUCAAUUAAUUGGCAAUAUGGUUACACAUUCAUAGCACCCGAAGACACAACGUGUAUGCUGAUGACUGAGUCAAUGUGUAUGAGCUCCAUCAGUUAAUGGUUAUACGGUCAUAUUACCCGGAUAGACAAUUCCCUGGAGGGUGUGUUGAGUAUAUUAUUAAGGUGAUUAGUUUUAUCCAUAGACUGUUGAAUCAAAGCUGAGACUCUUCUACUGAUUUUUCACUAAUUAAUAUUAUCCUGGUGUUUAAAGGAA
Lycium barbarum (goji berry) is the source of this 861-nucleotide messenger RNA. Its product is annotated as GCN5-related N-acetyltransferase 9. Gene Ontology annotation, biological process: protein acetylation. The coding region runs from base 56 to 643 and encodes 195 amino acids. The transcript is spliced from 6 exons. NCBI's taxonomy places the organism in Eukaryota, Viridiplantae, Streptophyta, Magnoliopsida, Solanales, Solanaceae. The record is from RefSeq and is a predicted model, not a curated record. Gene Ontology annotation, molecular function: N-acetyltransferase activity.